AUCAUGUCAUCUAGUCUGUCCGUACGGAGCUUGUCUCUGGGUCGGCAGCCCUCUUUCUCCAGCAUGUCUCUGAGGGACAGCGGACGCGCUCGUUCCAAAGCUGCCGUCUCAUUUGCUGCCGCCAAGCCCCUGUCCCGCUCCUCCUCUCUGAGCAUGACAGAUCUAAACGGCCUGAGCAGCAUGUCUCUCAAUGGUCUCCACGGUAACAGCACCAACGAGAAAGAAGCCAUGCAGAGCCUCAACAGCCGUCUGGCCAACUACCUGGACAAGGUCCGAUCCCUGGAGAAAUCCAACGCUGACCUGGAGCUGAAGAUCAAGCAGCUGAUGCUGGAGCGUGUACCCAAAGGGCACGACAUCGAAUCCAUGUUGGCCCAAGCACACGCCCUAGAGCAGGAAGUAAGGAAGAAAACUCUGGAGAACGCUCGCAUCAUGCUGGAGAUUGACAACGCCAAGCUGGCUGCAGAUGAUUUCAGAAUCAAAUGGGAGACAGAGAGUGCCAUGUGUCAGUCGGUGGAGCGGGACUGCGUGGCUCUGAAGAAAGCCAAGUCGGAUCAUGACCAGAUCAUCGCCACGCUCCGUGGUGACCUGGACAGCCUGAAAGAGGAACUCUACUUCCUGAAGAAAAACCAUGAGGAGGAAAUAGACAGUCUGAGGGCUCGGAUCUCUCAGGAGGAAGUCAAUGUAGAAGUGGAUGUCGCUCACGGGCCAGAGCUGGGCACAGUUUUGUCUGAGCUCAGGUCUCAGUAUGAGGGAAUUGUUCAUAAGAACAAGGAGGAGGCUGAAAACUGGUAUCGUAAGAAGCUGGAAAUGGUGCAGACGCAGGUGCGAGAGAGCAACGAAGCCCUGAGAGGAGCUCAAAGCGAGCUCACUGAGAGACAACGCUUUAUGCAGACCCUGGAAGUGGAAUUGGAGAGCCUGCACAAACAGGUGGCGGCACUGGAGGGUAACCUGGGUGAGACUGGGCAAAAAUACAGCAUGGAGAUGGAGCGACUGCAGGCAACCCUGGCCCAGCUGGAGGACAAUCUGUCUCAGCUGCGUCUGGACAUGCAGCGCAACAAAACGGACUACGAGCAGCUCCUGCGCAUCAAGCAGAACCUGGAGAUGGAAAUCGCAACCUACAGGAGACUGCUGGAGGGAGAGGAGGCAGUUAAAGAGAAGCCUCCACCCCCCAAGAAGGAGCCUGACGUCCGUACCCGUAAGAUAGUAAAGGUGGUAACGCAAACCAUGAUCAAUGGUAAAGUGGUGGAUGAAUCCAGCGAAGUCGAACAGAUUGAAGAGUCAAAGAAGUAAAAAGAACAAGACCGUCUGUGUGAUUUCCUAUAAAAGCCUCUAUUGUCCAUUUAGGAGCCACAUUACCCUGGGCCCCCAGAGGCUCCUGAAUAACACAGACUUUUGUUUCACUCCCAGUCUUUCAAGGAGAUCGACUUUCAUUUCUCAAACAACAAAGAGCUGAAGUUACCAGGGCAAACCAUCAGAUUUAGAGCUGACACUGAAGAGGAAACAAAUGUUCUUGUUAUUUUAGUGACAUGAUGAAAACUUUAGAACUCUAUAUUUAUUUCUGGAUGUUGAAUGUAGGGUAAGGCAGAAUUAAUUUACUUUCGAAUACUUAUGAGUUAAUUUGAGUUUUUGACAUUUUAUCUGUCAGUCUUUAACUGUAACGCAAUAAACUGUU
Triplophysa rosa is the source of this 1672-nucleotide messenger RNA. RefSeq lists its product as uncharacterized. Gene Ontology annotation, molecular function: structural molecule activity. The transcript is spliced from 8 exons. NCBI's taxonomy places the organism in Eukaryota, Metazoa, Chordata, Actinopteri, Cypriniformes, Nemacheilidae. The record is from RefSeq and is a predicted model, not a curated record. The coding region runs from base 4 to 1290 and encodes 428 amino acids.